AAUGUCCAUCACUGCGUUACAAUGCAUCGAAUAUAUGGUCGAAAUAUGAUGAAACUUCAAAUGUCAAAUUAAAAAAUCAUAUAUCAUAAAUCGAAGACGUAAUUUCACUGAAAUUUGCUGGGACGUUUUUCCGAUCGACGAUAUUCGAAAUAACUGAUAUUCCAAAAUGAAUAAUAUCAGUGAUGACGAGACUCCGACUCGCUUGCGAAAUGAAGAUUUUCUAGAAGAAUUAGCUUCAACGCCGGUGGAAGAACGGCAAGAAAACGAGAGAAUUAAACAACUCUCUAUAAGAUACUUAGAAAACAAAGAUCCUUCGAGAGAGUAUAGGAAUCUAACAUCUAGAUUACUAACAUUUAGUCAGUGGCCAAUCUCUUCAAUCUUAUCGUUUGAAAGAAUUGCUAAAUCUGGUUUUUAUUAUCUUCAAUACGACGACAUGGUGCAAUGCGCGUAUUGUGCAAGUAUUGUAUGGAAGUGGAAACUUAGUAACGGUUUAAAUCCAGAUACAGAAUACAUGGUACAUUUUCCUGACUGCGAUCGUCCAGACAGAGAUGAUAUACUGUAUUUAAAUAACAUAAAGUUAAAGCCUGGUAAAAGAUCGAGUCUCACAAAAUUAGGUGUACAGAUACACACGGCUCCUAAAAACCCAAAUUAUUCGACGUACGAGAAAAGAUUGCAUACUUUUUAUGGUUGGCCGGAAAAUCGGAUUCAAACUCCGAAACUGUUGUCCAUCGCUGGAUUUUAUUACACCGGAUUUGGUGAUCUUGUUAGAUGUUUUCAUUGCGAUGUCGGUAUAAGAUCUUGGGAAGCAACGGAUGAGGCGUGGAACGAACACGUCAGAUGGUCUCCCAAAUGUGUGUUCGUAAAUCUCAUAAGGGGACCAGAAUUUGUCAAACGUUGUAUCGAUAAUAGACGACCUUUAAGUCCAUCGAUUUUCCGGGGCGUGGCGGAAGAUGGAGAACCAGCCACAGCCGAAGCACCACCAUCUCUCGCUUUGUCUACAAAUUUACCAUCUACGCAAGAUAAUGGGCCAGAAAGAUUGUCGGAUAGUCCGCUAACAACAUAUGUUUCAGAAAUUGCGUUACACACGCAGAGAAUAAAUACAGUUAUGACAAAACUAAUGGAAACAAUUGGACCCCUGUAUUUAAAUUUCAAUCAACAUAUGGACGUACCUCGUGAACAAAUAAUGGAGGACGAUACUAGAAACGAAUCAAUUUCUACGUUAGAUCACGCUGUGAGGGAGCAAAUAAAUUAUACUACGGAACAGUCUGAUGAUAACGAAUCGCAUACUACAACUAUGAGCGAAACUACGAAUGAAUAUAAAAAUGAGAUACUCUCGAAUAAGGAAGAGGAGCAUGAAAUAUCUAAUAACGAAAGUGAUGAAAAUAAGCUAAAGAUUAAACUUAAGGAAAUUGCGUCUUUAAAAGAAGAAAAUAAAAAACUAAAAGAAGCUCGUUUAUGUAAAAUUUGUAUAGAUCGACAGAUAGCUAUUGUGUUUUUACCUUGCGGACACUUAACUUGCAUUCACUGUGCCCUGUCCCUUGCUAUCUGUCCAAUGUGUCGACGAGAAAUUCGUGCUACCGUUCGUGCAUUUUUAUCGUAAACCGAACAACAAAACGCAGGAUAUUAAUUAAUAAAUAUAUCAGUAAGUAUAUUUAUUCAAAGUCGGUAAUUUAAGUUGUAAAUACAUGCGACAUUGCGUAAAGAUAUAUUUUUUUGUACAGUUUUCUAGAAUAUUAUUAUAUCGAGCGUUUUUUGUUCCGCGAUAAGGACAUGUAAAAAAAAUGAUAAAAUAAUUUAAGCGUUAAUAAUAUUAUUUCUGUUGAAUAAAGGAACUUGCGUUGAUAUUCUUAGUAAGUACAAAUUCCAGAACGUUUUAGAGAAAAGUAAUUGUUUUUGCAAGACAAUUACGCGGUGCUCGCCGGCUCUGAAAAAUCAAGAUGGCCGCUCCAAAUUUACGUAUUCACGUAAUUCACGUUAUUGAUACGCAAAUACAAAGGGCACAUUUGUUAGAUACAGUUAAUUCAUAGAGUUUGGAGAACUUUUAAAAUUUCUUACUACAGGAUUAAAAAAUUAUUUAUUUAUACAGGGUGUUUGACCAAAGGUGGGAAAAA
This is a messenger RNA of Colletes gigas, 2111 nucleotides long. RefSeq names its product death-associated inhibitor of apoptosis 2-like (gene Diap2). Gene Ontology annotation, biological process: regulation of cell cycle; positive regulation of protein ubiquitination; negative regulation of apoptotic process. The transcript has 8 exons. The record is from RefSeq and is a predicted model, not a curated record. Gene Ontology annotation, molecular function: ubiquitin protein ligase activity; cysteine-type endopeptidase inhibitor activity involved in apoptotic process. Bases 167 to 1600 code for a protein of 477 amino acids. NCBI's taxonomy places the organism in Eukaryota, Metazoa, Arthropoda, Insecta, Hymenoptera, Colletidae. Gene Ontology annotation, cellular component: nucleus; cytoplasm.